Molecule: messenger RNA, 909 nt
Organism: Phyllostomus discolor (pale spear-nosed bat)
Lineage: Eukaryota; Metazoa; Chordata; Mammalia; Chiroptera; Phyllostomidae
Gene: HSFX3
Product: heat shock transcription factor family, X-linked member 3
Exons: 4
Biological process (GO): regulation of DNA-templated transcription
Molecular function (GO): DNA-binding transcription factor activity; sequence-specific DNA binding
Source: RefSeq, a predicted model, not a curated record
AUGGAUAAAACCAAAGCAUGUAAGUUUGAGGGUGGAAGCCAAGAAGACCCAUCAGAGGACAGAGCACCACCAAUAAGGGUCCAAGCUGAUAGAUGCUGGGAUCCAAAUGUGGAUCUAAGGGAGGGUUUGGAGGGGCACAGGGACCAAGCCCAGAGUGAAGAUCCAAGUUCCCAAGACAACCUGCAACCACAGAACCCAAACCAAAUUGCUGCAAACAAAGAAGGAAACAUUUUUCUUGGGUUGUCCUUCCCAAGGAAGCUUUGGAGGAUAGUGGAGGAUGACACCUUCAUGUCUGUGCAGUAGAAUAAAAAUGGAGACGCUGUUAUCAUUGAAGAAAAUAUUUUCCAGAGGGAGGUUCUUUGCCUCAGGGAUACAGAGAAAAUCUUCGAAUCAGACAGCUUGAAGAGUUUCAUCUGUCUGAUUAACCUCAAUGGGUUCAGCUAGAUACGCCCAAGUGACUCUUCAGUUCAUGCUCCAGAAAACAGCAGAUUAAUGAUCUACCACAAUUCCAACUUUCAGGGACACAAACCCUGGAUCAUUGAGAAAAUCAAGAGAGGAGAGAAGGCAUCAAAAACCCAGAAGAAAGCCCUGAGUGCUCAGCGAUCAGGUGGCACCCAGUCAUUCAAGUUCUCAGGGCUGCGGUCUACAACCAGUGCCAUGAUAGUCCCUUUCCCAAGUGAGCCAGGUGGCCCAAGUGGGGAGGGAACAUCUUGGAAUGUCAUGUUUGUACCCACGGCUCCUUCCAGAACUGAUGGCACAGGGGAACUGCCCACCAGCCACCUAAAUUAUCCACUGUAUGAUUCAGUGAUGUCUUUCUACAAUACUUGUUAUUUCAUCCUGAUGCCUGCCCUUUCAGUCAUGGCCCCACCCACGUACCCCAACAAGGACAAGGAGGAGGAGGGCUCCUGA